GAAGAAGAAUUGAAAGUCAAAAAGAAUUGGAUAAUGAUGAAAAUAAUGAUAACAAUAAUGGUGAGAAUGAUGAUAACAAUGAUGGUGAAAAUGAUGAUAAAAAUGAUAAUGAAAAUGAUAGUGAAAAUGAUAGUGAUGACAAUGGUAAAAACAAUAGGGAAAGGGAAGAAAAUAAAGGCAUUAAUGAAAAUAAAAGUG
This is a messenger RNA of Racocetra fulgida, 198 nucleotides long. NCBI's taxonomy places the organism in Eukaryota, Fungi, Glomeromycota, Glomeromycetes, Diversisporales, Gigasporaceae. The record is from the annotation of a GenBank genome assembly.